Molecule: messenger RNA, 3450 nt
Organism: Amphibalanus amphitrite
Lineage: Eukaryota; Metazoa; Arthropoda; Thecostraca; Balanomorpha; Balanidae
Product: zinc transporter ZIP3-like
Exons: 1
Coding region: 242-1267 (341 amino acids)
Biological process (GO): zinc ion transmembrane transport
Cellular component (GO): plasma membrane
Molecular function (GO): zinc ion transmembrane transporter activity
Source: RefSeq, a predicted model, not a curated record
CUCUCGUAUACAAACUGGCGGACGCCUCUCCGCACCGUCAGUGCAUCUCGGUGGGUCGCGCGCCGCUGAUCGUGUGCCGCCUCCCGCGCGCCCCUCCGCCGUGCCCCAGCCUCUCGACACGGAGCGAUCGGACGGUUAUCUGCCGCGCCCGCGCCGCCGUGGCCUCCCGCCAUAGGCCGCAGUCGGCCACUGGUGGAGAUCCCGUGCCGACCAAACCCGCUCCGCGCCCGCCGCCCUCGACAUGGAGGUCUACGUGGCACAGAUUCUCGGCAUCACCGCCAUCUUCUUCAUGACGACGACGAUCGGCGUGACGCCCGGCAUUCUGCUCAGGAGGAACUCCAAGUCUCUGGACACGAACUCGCCCGGGUUCCGGCUGAUGGUGAGCGUCGCCAACUCGCUGGCGUCUGGAGUAUUUCUCGACCUGUGUUUUCUCGGUUUGAUUCCGAUGGUGCAAGAUCUGUUCAAUAAGGUAUGGCAGGAACUGGAAACUGAAGUACACUACCCCGUCGGUGAGGCCAUUGUGCUGUGUGGAUUCUUUAUGAUCCUCACUGCGGAGAACUUUGCGAUCUGGCUGCAGAGUCGGCAGCCGAAGGGCAAGAGCUCCGGUCUGCGGGCUCUGAGUAUGGACGACAUUGCCGAGGUGGCGUCGCAGGUGCCCAGUCGGAGGGACUCCUUGCAGGAGAGUUCUGAGGCGCGGCCCGAGAAGCAGGCGCUGAACGGCGUGGAGCUGCAGCAGGUGGCCGUGGCCGCGGCGCCAGAGGACGACGGCGCCGCGCACGGACACAGCCACGGCGCCAUGUUCGAGGCCGAACACUCGGGACUGCGCUUCCUGAUGCUGCUGGCCGCCAUCAGCCUGCACUCGCUGUUCGAGGGCAUGGCGAUCGGCCUCCAGGUCUCACUCUCCACCCUGCUGAACCUGCUGUUGGCGAUUCUCAUCCAUGAGUCUCUGGUAGCGCUGGCCAUCGGUGUCAAGAUCGCGCAGCAGGGCGCCUCGUUCUGGCGCAGUCUGAAGCUCAUCUGCACGUUUACACUGAUGAUCCCCGUUGGAAUUGGGUUGGGUAUUGCGGUGGGGACAGCCACCGGUCUGAUUGGCAACGCUAUCUCUGGGACGUUCCAGGCGCUGGCCGCCGGAGUGUUUCUGCACGUGACUUUCAUGGAGCUGGUGCCCGACGAGCUCGAACACUCUCGUAACGCCUUCGUCAGCAUCGCCUGCAUGUUCCUCGGCUUCGCGGGAAUGUCACUGAUCGUUUACCUCACAGAGGGGUAAUAUCUCGCCAAAAGGUGGAUCGAGAUGUCAAGUUCCUGGCUUCAGGGAAGCAGCAUUGUUUUACGGUGACCAGAGAUGUCCACCGAAAUGUCAAUGCGACUUCAGAAAGGCACAGAUUAAUGAUAACCUUAACCCAUUAGGCACAUCGCUUCAUGAUCAAACAUCGAUAGACAAGUGCUUCAGUCGAUAAACUGCAUGCUCGUCGAGCACGUGAUCUCCGAGAUAUAUGCCAUGUCGCGAUUGCACGUGACAAGUGACGGGUUACGUAGCGCUAAAUGGGGGCCGCUGUGGAAGACCUGCAGGGAACCAUGCGACCUGCACGAGUAUGUGUGGUUCGUCCAUGAACCGUCCAUCGCAAAUGAUGCACAUAAAGUGAUGCUUAUUAUAGCAAGACUUUGGGCUUGCAUUGACGAUGACGAACUGAAUGCAUCGAUGUAGGUAUGUCUCGGACGACGGGGACCUGGGCAAAUGCGUCAGCGCCUGCUUCUAUCGAGUCCUGGUUAACCCGCGCGGGGCUGGGGGGUAAAUUUUACCCCCCCCUCGCGAAUUUUUGCGAUAUCUCAAAAACGGCGGCGCGCAGCGCCGCCAAACUUUCAGUACCUUUUUUUACAUCAAUUUGACACGUUCCCUGAAAAUUUGAGCGAUAUCCGUCGGAAAAUUGUUGAGAAAUUGACGUUUUAGUGACGUCAUGUUCGCCAUUUUCGCCUCAAAAACGGCAAAAGUUCAAACGCCGCUAACAUCUUCAUUUUUAAAGGAAUCAAGACGUAACAAAAAAGUUUAUACGUAAUUUUACUUUGUCUAUCAAAUGGCUAUCUCGGUUUUUUGAAAAGUUUGGAUUUUGGCCUAAAUUUUUUUCAAAAAACUGACUUUUUUGGGAAAAUCAUUAUAAAAUCCAAAAUUUUGAGUCUAUCGAAAAAACCGGAAUAUAUGUCAGAGAAGUGGUCUAUGUGCACCUACAUACCAAAUUUUAGAAGAAUCGGUUUAAAAAUGUGGGAGUUAUUUAAAAUUUUAUGACGUCACGACACACAAUUUUUUUGAAAAAAUGACUUUUUUUGGAAGUUCUAGACCUCGUACGGAAACAAAAAUAGCACCAUUCGAUUCGCCGUGAAAAACUGCAUCAGAUAGACACCUUUUUAGGCCUUAACAACCAACUUCAAAAUUUGACCUCACUUGACCUGACCUUGACCUGACCUCGACCUGAAAUUCAUCCAGAGGUGGUCCAUAUCACUUAUUGAGUGUGCCUAUUGAAUUCUAUGAGUAAAAUGACCCAUAAAACAUGUGUCGCACAUGCCCUUUUCUAUAUUUUGUUUUUUGGUGACCUGACCUGACCUGACCUGACCUUGACCUUGACCUCUGAAUGAUAUUGUAUGCAACGAAUAUUGUCUUGGUAGCCUAAGAACACGUUUUGGGCGAUCAGUCUCAGUCCAUGACUCCAUUCUUCGGCAACUACGGUGCAAGGCCGAUACUGUAGAAACUUGCAAUUUGUACCCUUGACCUGACCUUGACCUUGACCUCAAACUUUAAAUUAAGUACAUGUUUUUAGUAGUUCGUGAUGAGAGCUUUCGAUUGGCGUUUGAAUUUUCCAAAUCGGACCAUUAGUUCGGGAGAUAACAGGGGGGGGUAAAAUUUACCCCCCCCCAGCCCCGCGCGUUCGGCUGGAGACCCCAGCCCCGCGCGGGUUAAGUCACAGGGGUUGCUGAAAAUGUACGGAAGAGUGACUCCAUUGAGAUGGCGUCUUUAUCAUGUGGAAUGAGGUUGUGGCUACACUGUGGCAUUACCUCCGAAUCGAUGUCUUUUACGAAAUCCGAUCUACUGUUUGCUAUAUGAAAGUCGCUGUCGCUCGACGUUUGGGCCUCGCGGCUUCGCGUCAUGAACCGACAACGCUACUUGAGGAUCGAUUCGCACUGAAUUACUAACUAUGUUACUAUGUAACUAUGUAACUAUGUUAUAUGAAAUACCUAGUUGUGGCCUGUGUAUUUGUAGAUCAUAGCUCCUCGUUUGCAGAAAAAGCGUCUAGCCACAUUUUCAAUUCAGUAAAAUCGCCUGCUGCAGCCUUCUUCGCCGAGUUCGCUGUUGACUUUACGUUGUGCGUAUGUUGAUGACUAAGAUGUGUGCAAUGUUGAAUUUAUUACAUAUCAUGUACUGUUGCAUGAUCUGUGCCAAUACACUUGUUCAUACGCUAA